Phytophthora sojae is the source of this 1434-nucleotide messenger RNA. RefSeq lists its product as hypothetical. The record is from RefSeq and is a predicted model, not a curated record. Gene Ontology annotation, molecular function: mRNA binding; metal ion binding. Lineage: Eukaryota; Oomycota; Peronosporomycetes; Peronosporales; Peronosporaceae. The transcript has a single exon. The coding region runs from base 339 to 1091 and encodes 250 amino acids.
UCGCUCGUAUCGGGGACCGACAGCCCCUCCCCGUGCUCUCGCUCCGCCUGCCCCCGCCCUCGCGCCUCGCCGCUCGCCCUCCCUCCACACCCGGCGGUGACUGUCGCCUUUGAUACGUGCAGUGCGUCGCGCGCUCGUCGUCUUCCCCCCUCCGCGUCUCCCUCUGGACUCCUCUCGCCUCCGCGGACGCGUGCACCGAGUUACUUACCGAUCAACCCAGCCGGCUCGCUCUUCUUUCGGACGCCAGCUCGCCUCGCCCCAGCACACCCGGCAGGCAUAAUUUAAUUGACUCCACCACACACACACUCAAGGACCGCCCGCCGACGCCUCCAGCAACCAUGCGGAUGACCGACAUGGGCCCCAUUGAGACCCCGAGCUACGGCAGCCCGAAUCGCAUGCACGUGCUGGCCAACGGCGACAUCAUCGACUGCGGACGCCUGCCGCAGACCGCCCGCAACAACCUCUACAAGACCGAGCUCUGCAAGCACUACACGGAAAACGGCAGCUGCCGCUACGGAUCCAAGUGCCAGUUCGCGCACGGAGAGGAAGAGCUGCGCGGUGUGCUGCGCCACCCCAAGUACAAGACCACGCGCUGCAAGGCCUUCAUGUCCACGGGCAAGUGCAUGUACGGCUCGCGCUGCCGCUUCAUCCACACCCGGCACCCGGGUGACGAGGACCAGCGGUUCGUGGACUACGGCAGCAGCGACCUGUCCAGCACUGCGAGCGAGUCGGACGAUCAGGAGACCCAGUCCAAGGAUCUGCUGGUGAACCCGUACGGCACCAUGCUCGAGCCCAUCGAUCUGUCCGUGCCGUUCGGCGGCUUCAACCAGCAAAUGUCUUUGGCCCCGCUAGCUGGUCUGUCCCCGCCCAAGCCGGAGUUCGACAACUACCUGAGCCGCGACCCGUUCCUAGACUAUUCGUUCCAGAGCAGCGACCUGGGCAGCUUCGGCCUGCGCAGCAGCAUCACGAGCAGCUGCAGUGCUGAGGCGCUCAACGCUGUCUCGCCGCGCUCGGCCAGCAGCACCGAGUCGGCGACGUCCAAGUUUUCGCGCCUGACGAUUUUCCAGCGCAUCUGCCGCGAGGACGAGUAGAGAGUGCGGUUGUUGUGGCACGUCACCAGCCAGCAGCACCAAACUUCUCGUCCCGCCUCAUCAUAAUUUAUCAGACGACCCCCAAGUGCACAAAAAUGAGAGUGACGUGAAGCGACACAAGCAAGAAGGUCAGGCUUCGACGCCGACGCUGGCUGGCGACGAGAGCCCCAAAUCUCCCCCCAACUGGAUGUGAAGAGAGAGAGAAAAUGUGUGUAUAACUGCGUCGGUGGAUUGACGGCAGCCUCGUUUUCAUUUCCCCGCCUCCAGCCUGUAGCAUUUUUACAAAGAAAAACGUUUUUAUUGCCAACCCCAUAAGCAACCAAGAGUAGAGUGUAGUCUACAG